This is a messenger RNA of Closterium sp. NIES-67, 1969 nucleotides long. Lineage: Eukaryota; Viridiplantae; Streptophyta; Zygnematophyceae; Desmidiales; Closteriaceae. The record is from the annotation of a GenBank genome assembly.
CCGUGGACCCCCAUUGCAUCCCAACCAAUCAGUGGGCGCCCCUCCUGCGCCUCGCCGUCCGCUCCCCUACCAGCCGGCCCCAUCCUUGCGACACUCGCAUCGCGCCGUUCCCUCGCCAUCUCAGCGGCCGUCACAGCCGGCGCCAUUACCGGUCGUAGGCUGCUCGUCAACGGCAAUUUCUUCGAGAUCGAGGGCACAACAUGGGUAACGCGGUUAGCUGGCACGCGCGCUUAUCUCAGGACAAUCCGUCUGACGUCAUCGUCGACCUCUCAGGUCUCUCCGCGCGCCUGCCGUACAACUUCCACCAGGUCGAGGGAUCGUUUCAUCUCCCGUACGGUCUCGGAACGCGCCGUAUCGCGCUGGAGGACCUCGUACCGCUAGCGCGCUCGGAACAGAUAGUUGAAACGAGCCUCCCGAUAGCCGUCGAGAAGAAGAUUAAAGUGCCUAAUCCGGACGCCUUAGGAGGCGACGCCGUUCUCGCGCGCCUCGUCGCCAGCAGCAGCGGCGCCGGCGGCGGCGGCAUCAGCGGCGCUGGCGGCGCGCGCGGUGCAACGGGCCUUUCGCUCGGCGGGUCGGCGGCGGGAGGAAGCGGAGUGGUUCGAGAGGUCCUGGAUUUCUGGGACUCGGCGUGGCGCGACGUGGGGAGAUGCGACACGGACGUGGGCGUGGUGCGCGUGGAGGCGCGCGUGUCGGUGGACGUGUGCGGAUUCCACCGCGCGGAGCUCAAGCCGCCCAGCGGGUGGCUCGACCGCGGCGGGAUCUUCCUCAUCGGGCGCGCGGAGGGGUGCGCGGUGAUCCGGCUGCGCGUGCGGUUCGAGAGCGAGCGCGACGGGCGCGCGGAGAUGGUCCUGGCGGGCCUGGCGGGCGUGCUGUCCGUGGCAGCGCUGGUGGCUAUGCGCGUGUGGGGCAAGGCCAUCCGCAAGAUGCUCAAGGACUGAUCACACUGCGCUCAGUGCUGACAGAGCUGCGCGCAGCCGGGCGCUGAGAGGGGGAAGCUGAGGGGGAAGCUGAGGGGGAAGCUGAGGGGGAAGCUGAGGGGGAAGCUGAGGGGGAAGCUGAGGGGGAAGCUGAGGGGGACGCUGAGGGGGACGCUGAGGGGGACGCUGAGGGGGAAGCUGAGGGGGAAGCUGAGGGGGAAGCUGAGGGGGAAGCUGAGGGGGAAGCUGAGGAGGAUGCUGAGGGGGAUGCUGAGGGGGAAGAGAAGGUUACUUCCUUGGGAGGCCGCUCCAGAAAGGGGGGUUGAGGAGGGCGGUGUGUUAGUGCUUGGAGGCGGCUUGCAACGGCUUGCGGGCUGGAGAGAGGGGGGGGCGUUGGCAGGGCGGGCGAGAGGGGACGGAACAGCGGAGAGAGGGGAAACGAGGGGGCGAGAGGAGGUUGGGGAGCUCUUAGGAGGAGAGGGUUGUGAGAGGGAGGAACGGGAGGGGGAUGAGCAAGGGGGCAGUCAGUUAUGCGCGGGCGGGGGUUGUGGUAGGAAUGGGGGAGCGUGGGAGUGGGCGUGGCAUGAUAGGAGGAAGAGAUCUGGGGGAGGGCGUUGGUGGAAGGGGGUUUGAGAUGCAACGAAGCUGGGUUUGGGGAAGAGGGGGGUUGGCUAGCCCUCUGGAAGUGGUGGUCGAUACAGGGUUCUCGGAUGAAGAAGGCUGGUUGGAUGGUAGGGGGUAGGAUGUAGAUCGAAGAAUGCAGUAGAGGAGGAGAAAGUAGCGCUUGAUUGAUGCAGCAGCAGCAGCAGCAGCAGCAGCAGCAGCAGCAGAGAAAGAGUUAAGGUGUGGGGUCUAGUGGGUGGUUGUUUGGGUGGGGGAUCACAAUGUAGCAGAGCAUUGCUUGUGAAGGUCACUGCUGGAGCCUGCACAGCCGUUGUGGCAUACCUGUCAACUUCUAUAUAUUUGCAUAUGUAUAGUUAUAGGCUAGAAGGGCCCGUGCUCUUAGAGAGUACAAUACCCAACCAUAUGUUCCUCUGUAUCCGUCAUUUCUA